This is a messenger RNA of Laetiporus sulphureus 93-53, 1490 nucleotides long. RefSeq names its product Clavaminate synthase-like protein. The record is from RefSeq and is a predicted model, not a curated record. Lineage: Eukaryota; Fungi; Basidiomycota; Agaricomycetes; Polyporales; Laetiporaceae. The transcript has 7 exons. Bases 153 to 1253 code for a protein of 366 amino acids.
AACAAGCUAUGCAGGCCAACUUGGCGCAAGUCUGGAAUUCAAGAGACACUGAUAAGUAGCACCGGCGUCCACACAUCCUCCGCCUCUCCCUAUCAUAAAAGACAGUCUGCUCGAAAUCAUCCUGCAGUACUUCACCGCCCCGUGAGUCCGUCAUGAUCUCCGCCCUCGCCUCGUCCAGGUUCCCGUGCAGAGCCAUCGCGCCAGCGCUGAGGAGGCCACAGCUCCGCGCACUUGCCACAGUCGCGGAGGGUGUGAAGCCUGAUAACAACUUCCGCAUCCCGCUGAUCGACUUUAGCAAGUACCGCCACGCGACCUCCACGGCGGAGAAGCGCAACACGGCUGAUGAGAUCGUGAACGGGUUCAAGGAAGUCGGAUUCAUCUAUCUGGAUCAGCAUGGCAUUCCCGACUCGACUGUCAAGCAUGCCUUCCAGAAGAGUGCCGAGUUCUUCGCCCUCCCGAUGGAAGCCAAGUCCAAGUUGGCAUGGGAGGACCCUCGCUCGAACAGGGGCUACGUCCAGAUUGGACGCGAGCGCGUCACCCAGUCCGCCGACGCAAAUGAGAUCGCAGAGCUGCGCGCCAAAGCGCCCGACUUCAAGGAGACCAUGGAGAUCGGCCGCGACUGGGACAAGACCUGGAAGAACCGCUGGCCCGAAGAGGGUGCCGUCCCCAGCUUCCGCGAGACGAUGCUCCAGUUCUUCCAGACAUGUCAUGACCUGCACGUCCUCGUCAUGCGCGCGAUUGCACUCGGGCUUGACCUGGACGAGAAGUUCUUCGACGAUAAGAUCAAUGAGCAGUACCAUAAUCUGAGACUGUUGAACUACCCGCCUAUCCGGAGAUCGCUCCUGGAGAAGGAGGGUCAGGCUCGUGCAGGCGCUCAUUCAGAUUACGGUACUUUGACUCUCUUAUUCCAAGACUCUGUCGGCGGCCUCCAAGUGCUGAACCCGCAUACGAAGGAAUACCAAUCCGCCACGCCCAUGCCGGGCACCAUCGUCAUCAACGCCGGCGACCUCCUCGCGCGCUGGUCGAACGACGUCCUGCGCUCGACCCUCCACCGCGUCGUCGCGCCUCCCGCCAAGGCGAUCAGCGCGACCGAGAGCAUCACACCCGGGCGCCAGUCCAUCGCGUUCUUCUCCAACCCGAACCAGGGCGCGCGCAUAGAGUGUCUCCCGACCUGCACCGGCGCGCAUACCAAGUACGCGCCUGUGACGACGGAGGACUACAUUGUGGGCCGCCUGUCGAUGACGUACGUUUAAGCGGCGGCGGUGGCUGGCGGAAGGACCGCAAGGGAGAGGGUAGACAUACUCUUGCCAGAUCUAUAUACGAGUAAUGCGAUGUACCUCGCUCUAUAUAUAUGUAGGUCAUUUUUGAAUGUAUCGCCCGUAUCAUCUACGGUCCCGCACCAACAGAAAUUGUAGCGCAGCGCUUGGAAUUGUUCGAAGAGCAAAAGCGUCGCCAUAACCUCGUUCAUGCACAUCGUUUCCACCACGCAU